This is a messenger RNA of Trichoderma atroviride IMI 206040, 3867 nucleotides long. RefSeq lists its product as uncharacterized. Gene Ontology annotation, biological process: transmembrane transport. Gene Ontology annotation, molecular function: ATP hydrolysis activity; ABC-type transporter activity; ATP binding. NCBI's taxonomy places the organism in Eukaryota, Fungi, Ascomycota, Sordariomycetes, Hypocreales, Hypocreaceae. Gene Ontology annotation, cellular component: membrane. The record is from RefSeq and is a predicted model, not a curated record.
AUGACCGUCUCAGAGAAGGGCCAUGAGGGGCCUGUGAAUCAAGCCUCAGAUGCCGUUGAACAGGUGGAUAGCAGCAUAGAGGUUUCAAUCGGCGAUGAAACCCCAGCGAGCGAGAACAAGUCCCAGAGCCCGUAUCUGAGAAUCUUCACUUAUACCGGGCGGCGUGAACGAAUUAUCCUCGCCAUCUCGAUUGUAGCUGCAAUUGCGUCUGGAGCUGGCAUAGCUCUCCAGAAUCUGAUCUUUGGCCAAUUCGUCACAACCAUCACCAAUUUUAUCAACGAUCCAUCAGCAAGCGGUGCAAAGUUUCGCAGUGAUGCCGGCCGAUUAUCGCUCUAUUUCGUCUAUCUAGGCAUCGGGAGGUUUGUCCUAGCAUACGCAUACAAUGUGCUCCUGACCUACAACGCGUAUCGAAUCGUUCGAAACAUUCGACAUGCAUACUUGAAAGCUGCUUUGAGCCAGGAGGUUGCAUACUACGAUCUCGGCACCAGUGGAUCGAUUGCCACUCAAGCAACUUCAAAUGGAAAACUGAUCCAGGGUGGCAUUGCAGAGAAGCUUGGGCUUUCGUUCCAAGGAGUCUCGGCCUUUGUCACUGCCUUUAUUGUGGCAUUUGUCACCCAAUGGAAGCUGACCCUUAUCUGUCUUUGCAUCGCCCCGAGUACAAUGGCCGUAAUGGCCUUUGUUGGUAUCAACGAGGCAGCUGUCGAGACUAAAAUCUUCGAUAUUCACGCUCAGGCCAAUGGCUAUGCGGAAGGAAUCAUUGGCAGUACUAGAACUGUACAUGCGUUUGAGAUGCGGUCUAGGCUUGUCAGCAAAUUCAACGAAUACCUCGAAGAGGCUCACAAAUACGGUCGCCAGCUAUCUCCUUGGUUCGCAGCUCUCUUUUCGGCCGAAUAUACAAUCAUGUACCUCGGCUUUGGGCUUGCUUUUUGGCAGGGAAUUCAUCUAUACGCAAAUGGGGAGAUUAAGUCAUCUGGCGAAAUCUUCACAGUUUUGUUCUCUGUAACAAUCGCAACUAUCAGUAUCACGUCGCUGGCGCCGUAUUCCAUCGACUUUUCGAGGGCUGCUUCGGGAGCCGCACAGCUGUUUGAGCUCAUCGACCGAAAAUCUGAUAUUAACCCAUUCGACGAAUCGGGGGAGAAGCCUACAGAAGUUGUCGGACAUCUUGAGUUGGAGAAUGUCAACUUUGCGUAUCCUUCACGGCCGAGUGUAACUGUACUGGACGACUUUUCAUUGUCUGUUCCCGCUGGAAAAGUGACAGCUUUGGUGGGCCAAAGCGGUUCUGGAAAGAGCACCAUUGUCGGUCUCGUUGAGCGAUGGUACAACCCCGUGUCUGGAACCAUCAAGUUGGAUGGCAAACCAAUUAACAAAUUAAAUCUCAAUUGGCUCCGGAAGAACGUUCGACUUGUCCAACAAGAGCCUGUGCUUUUCCAAGGCUCAGCAUUCGAUAAUAUCGCGCACGGUCUUGUUGGCACGAAAUGGGAACAUGCUUCAAGAGAAGAAAAGAUGACUCAAGUCCAAGAAGCUGCCAAAGUUGCCUUUGCUCAUGAUUUCAUUUCAGAAUUGCCAGAUGGUUACGAUACCGAGAUUGGUCAGAGGGGUGGACUGUUAUCUGGUGGUCAGAAGCAGCGCGUUGCCAUUGCUCGGAGCAUCGUUUCUCAACCAACAGUCCUACUGCUCGAUGAAGCGACCAGUGCCCUUGAUCCGCAUGCUGAGGGCAUUGUACAGCGCGCCCUAGACAGAGCUUCCGAGGGCCGUACCACAAUUGUUAUUGCUCACAAACUAGCAACAAUCCGCAGAGCAGAUAAUAUUGUCGUCAUGAAGAAGGGAAAAAUCAUCGAACAAGGCACACAUGAGGGCCUGAUGAAGCAAGACGGAGCUUACGCUCAGCUAGUGCACGUCCAAGACCUAUCUGUAUCGAAAACUCAGUCUGAUACCGAAUCAGAUGUGCCAGAUGACGAGGAAGUGAAAGAUCCAGCUGAUCUCGUCAAGAGCUUGACCCGAUACGCUACCGCGGAUCGGAUCCGCCUCGAGCAGCAGAAAGAGAGGGACAAUUUCGAAAAUUACAAGAAACAGGGGCUCCUAACAGUGAUCUGGCGACUAGUCGCUGAGCAUCCAGAAUUGGGUUGGGCUUAUUUCUUUGUUGUUAUUUCCUGUCUUGCAGGUGCGGCUGGUUAUCCCGGUCAGGCCAUUUUGCUUUCCAGCACUGUUGACGUCUUCACACUAUCUCCCUCAGAAAUGACGAAAAAGGGCAACUUUUUUGCUUCCAUGUUUAUUGUCCUUGCGGCUGGCAACUUGGUUAUCUAUAGUAUAGCUGGAUGGGCGACCAACAUGAUUGCUCAGACGUUAUCGCACAAACUCCGUCGUCAAAGUUUAAACGACAUGCUACGACAAGACCUCCAAUUCUUCGAUCGUCCCGAAAAUAACAUUGGAGCGCUAGCUAGCCGUGUUGAUGCAAAUCCACAAGCCAUUUUGGAGCUCAUGGGCUUUAAUAUUGCCUUAAUCCUCGUAGCAGUAUUCAACAUUGCCGCAUGCAGCGUUUUGGCCAUCGUGUAUAGCUGGAAACUGGGACUUGUGGUUGUCUUCGCCGGGCUGCCCCCCAUGGUUGGUUCUGGAUGGUUCAAGAUUCGACUGGACGUCAGGCUUGAUCAUCAUAUCUCGGCACGCCAGUCCAAAAGUGCAGCAAUUGCUUCAGAGGCCGUCACUGCGAUACGUACUGUAUCGUCUUUGGCCAUUGAGGAAUCGGUCCUCAAGAGCUACACCAACGAAUUAGACCACGCGGUCAAUGGAUCUGUGAAGCCAAUGUCGAUUAUGAUGGUUUGCUUUGCCUUUACUCAAUGCAUUGAGUAUUGGUUUAUGGCUUUGGGUUUUUGGUAUGGAUGUCGUCUUGUCUCCUUUGGGGAGACAUCAAUGCAUAGCUUUUACGUGGCGUUUUUGGCAGUCUUUUUUUCAGGUCAAGCGGCUUCUCAACUCUUUCAAUUUUCAACAAGUAUAACCAAAGGCAAGAACGCAGCGAAUUACAUCUUCUGGCUUCACGGACUCAAACCCACAAUCCAUGAAACACCAGAAAAUAAGGAUAAAGGCCCGGAAUCUGGAGGCCCAGUUGCUGUUGACAGCGUUCACUUUUCAUAUCCUCUGCGGCCAGAGGCGCCUGUGUUGAGAGGAAUCAAUCUAGAGAUUCAAAAAGGCCAGUUCUUUGCUCUAGUUGGUGCUUCUGGCUGCGGCAAAUCCACCAUGAUUGCUAUGCUCGAGCGGUUCUACGACCCUUCGACUGGAAAGAUUAGCAUUGCUGGUGAUAAGCUGACGGAGCUGAAUCCACGUCUAUAUCGCCGAGUCGUCUCUCUAGUGCAGCAAGAGCCAACUCUUUUCCAAGGUUCAAUUCGCGAGAAUAUCGCCCUCGGCAUCGACGAUCCAACGAUGUCUUCCGCAACAACUGCAGAGGUAACUGUUUCCGACGCUCAAAUCGAAGCAGCAUUACGCGCAGCUAAUGCCUGGGACUUUGUGUCGUCUUUGCCUGACGGCUUCGCCACGGCUGCUGGACCAAACGGCACGCAGCUUUCUGGCGGUCAGCGCCAGCGUAUUGCUAUUGCUCGCUCACUGAUUCGUAAUCCUAAAGUCCUGCUACUUGACGAGGCAACCAGUGCCUUGGAUACGGAGAGCGAAAAAAUUGUACAAAGCGCACUGGCCGAGGCAGCAAAAGAAGGUGAUCGAAUCACUAUUGCGGUAGCGCAUAGACUGUCCACGAUUAGAGACGCGGACAUGAUAUGCGUCUUCUAUGGGGGCAAGAUUGUGGAGAUGGGGAAGCACGCCGAAUUGAUAGCGCAAGGAGGGAUGUAUAGAAAGAUGUGUGAAGCGCAAAACAUAGAGUGA